CCUGCCUCCGUAAGGGUGUCGAUUCUGAAGCAGGGGAACAUACAGAGGAAAAAACAGAGAUUCCGUAUUUAUACACGCAAAAAAACAAAACAACAAAAAACAAACGGAUGUGCUUCAGAAAACGGAACGGCUACCGGCCUCCAGACCAUUUUAAUGCCAAAAUUGAGAGGUCCGCGGCCUGCGGGGGGAUGACAUGCAUGUGUCCAGGCUUUUAACAUCGUUGAGGAUUAUAAGACUAGUUGGCUGCCCUCCGCCGAGCCAUGAUGGACAUUCUGUACACAGGCCCUGUCCCGGCAGACCGCGAGUCUCCGAUGGCGCGGAGCGAGACGUCCCCGAGCCGGGCGCAGCACUCCUCCCCCACACAACGCCCCAACGCCUGCUGCUUCUGCUGGUGCUGCUGCUGUAGCUGCUCAUGGAGAGAAGAUGAGAACCGUGGUAGGAUGAAAGUCCAGGAGACUAAGCUGGAGACCAUACCAAACUGUGAAGCUUGCACCAAACCGACAUUGGAAGAGAUGAAGCAGUGGGCUCAGUCUUUCGAUAAGCUGAUGAAGAACCCGGCGGGGCGGAAUGUGUUCCGUGAGUUUUUGAGGACAGAGUACAGUGAAGAGAACAUGCUCUUCUGGCUGGCCUGUGAAGACCUGAAGAAAGAGAUCAACAAGAGUGCCAUAGACGAGAAGGCGCGGAUGAUCUACGAAGACUACAUCUCUAUACUUUCGCCUAAAGAGGUGAGUUUGGAUUCACGGGUGCGGGAGGUGAUCAACAAGAAGAUGCAGGAACCAACUCCACACACGUUCGAGGACGCACAGCUGCAGAUCUACACACUCAUGCACAGAGACUCCUACCCACGCUUCCUCAACUCGGCCAUCUACAGAUCGCUGGUGCACGGGGGCUCACGUUCCUCCUCUGAGUCCUAGAGCCAGCCCACCCCACCCCACCCCAUACUCAAAAACCACUCACACGCUCACACACCGACCACCACACCCACACAUCAACCAACCUACUGACCUCCUUCACCGGAGUAUCGCUCUCUCUCUUACUUACUUUCUCUCUCUCUUUCUUUCUGCUCAUCCCUCUAUCCCUGCACACCUCCUUCCAUCGCACAACCACUAAAGAAUAGAGGAGAACCUAGAAGAACCUAUGCGCUGGUUUUAAUGGGAUUUUUAACCUUCGUCUUUUCAUCCCUCGUCCUGGUUGGAUUACUUUAUUUUUUAUUUUAUUUUUAUUUUUUUAUUCUUUUUUGUUUCCCAUGUGCUACACCUCCUGUCUAUCGUCUCGGAGGGAAAAAAUCCUCCUUAAUCCUCCGGAAACUUCUGAACCUGCACAGACUGAAACUGGAAGACACAGGGUUGACGAAGCAGCCUCUCUCUCUCUCUCUCUCUCUCUCUUUUUCCUGUCUUUUUUCUCUCUCUCUCUCUCUCUCUCUCUCUCUGUCUUUCUCUCUUUGGCCCAUAAUUUCAAUGUGGCUUUCAACUACAGGCCACAACAGCAACGACUACUGAUUUUUCUGAUCUUUAUAGCCUUUUUUUUUUUUUUUUACUUUUUCCUCUUUUUUUUCGUACUUCUAUGCGUACGAACACUUUUUUUUUUCAUCCUGAACAUCCUCCUGUCAUCACGAGUCGACCAGAGACGAGAGAGAGCCUCUGCAAUAAGACACACUGGAGUCCACUUUCUCUGCUCCGCUCUGCUCCUGGCUGGCUCGCCAAUCGCCCGUCAUCUUUUGACCUCUCCACUGUCUCUCUUCUCUGAUUGGCUCACUCUCUUGAGGCGAGGUGUUGAGGUGCUGGUUGGAUGGUUGAUUUUUUUUUCUGUUUUUUUAUUUUUUUAUUAUAUUAUUAUUUUUAAUAGGAGGGGCUAAAUGUUUCCCAGGUGCAAAAAAACAAAACAAAACAAAAAAAAACAGAUGAAAAUCAUAAAAAUCAUUACAGAUUAUAUAGAAUGCUAACAUAUUUCUAACGACUGCUAUCGGAGAGGAGGAGGACGAUGACAGAUAGAUGUAGUCGUAAAUGUGAGGAAAGUGAGAGGGAGGAGAAGAUGCCUAGGUCUUAAUUAGACUGGUCACUCAAGUACAUUUGAAAUUGAGUAUAUUGUUAAUAUUAUUUAUUUUUUAGUUUUGUUUAAAGUGUUCUUUUUGUUGUCGUUGUUGUUCUUGUACAUACGUAAGCCUAGCAAGAGGUCAUGAGCGUGUGUGUGUGUGUGUGUGUGUGUGUGUGAGAGAGAGUAUGUUUUUGCGUAAAACUGGUACGCAAACCUCAGCCGCCUCUGUUACAUCUUCACUUAUUAUUAUUAUUAUUAUUAUUAUUAUUAUUAUUAUUAUUAUUAUUAUUAUUAUUAUUUUCUUUAUUAAUUUGAAGCCAAGAGCUUAAUGUGUCAGAACAUAAAACCCGAGUAAAAAUACUGCAAACUGCAUUACUAUAAUAAACUAUAAUAACCCUGCAACCAGUUCGAAUAGACUUUUAUAGAUUAAAUAGUUUGACAUUUUGACAUUUAAACUCCUUUAUUAAGAUGAAUCAGAUCUGAACAUUUUUUGGACUAUUAGCAGAUAUAAAAAAAUAUAUAUACAGCUCUGGAAAAAGUAAGAGACCACUUCAGUUCUAUGAUUUUGCUUUUUAUAGAUUUAUGUUUGAGUAAAAUGAACAUUGUUGUUUUAUUCUAUAAACUACGGACAACAUUUCUCCCAAAUUCCAAAUAAAAAUAUCGUCAUUUAGAGCGUUUAGAAAUGGAUGAAAUAACAAAAAAAGAUGCAGAGCUUUCAGACCUCAAAUAAUGCAAAGAAAACAAGUUCAUAUUCAUAAAGUUUUAAGAGUUCAGAAAUCAAUAUUUGUUGGAAUAACCCUGGUUUUUAGUCACAGUUUUCAUACAUCUUGGCAUGUUCUCCUCCACCAGUCUUACACACUGCUUUUAGAUAACUUUAUGCCUGCACUCCUGGUGCAAAAAAUGCAAGCAGUUCAGUUUGGUUUGAUGGCUUGUGAUCAUCCAUCUUCCUCUUGAUUAUAUUCCAGAGGUUUUUAAUUUGGUAAAAUCAAAGAAACUCAUCGUUUUAAGUGGUCUCUUAAUUUUUUGCCAAAAUGUUUCACUGUUUUGUUAAACUGGAGAAAGAAAGAAUUGUAGCAAAAGUGCUGGUUUGCUUUAAGAGACUUAAAUUGAACUUUUUUGCGCUGUAGGCAUGAACAUACUGUACAGAUCUGCCAUGCUAAUACACAAACACACACAAACACACACACGCACACACACACUCACGCCACCCUGACCACUGUUAUGUAUUGCGCUGAUAUUGAUGGUACUGUAUGUUUUGACGAUAAUCAGAUCAUUAUGAUAUAAUCAUGACAGGCCUCUGAAAUACAAGCUGUAGCCUAGUUUGGCCUUGUGCGUGUGUGUGUGUGUGUGUGUGUGUGUGGGUUGCAGUAUGAUUUUGCUUCCUAGUCCCUUCCCAGUUACUCUUGACAUAAAGGAAUAGUUAAGUAAUAAGUAACAUUACUGUUGCUAAGAGUGAAUGAAAGCAAACAGACACAAAAUAGCAUAUAGAUAUAUUCCUUUUUAGCCACGUUAGCAUGUGUGCUAAUCCAGCUGCUCCUUUAAUCCAGUGGAUCGCAAACCAGUCCAGUGCAGCUCACACAGCGUUCAUAGGAUACACUAUAAAUGUGCUCCAUCCCGAUGUACCUAAAGACCGGUUUGAGGAACGUCUAUAAAGCAGGCAUGUAAUAAUGCGCCAUAAACUACUACUGUAACAUUUGAAGAUGAGCAGUUUACUGUACAUUACUUUGAAUCAUACGUUACUAUUGCUUGUCUUCAAACUCGAGCCCUGAAUGAAAAACACAAGCUUUCAAUGAAACGCUCGAGGUGGGACUUCUCACAUUGUUUGUCUUUUUUCUUUUGCUGUUUUUUUUCCUCUUAAAGCUCAGUCAGAAAUUGCUUGAUUUGGAAGCGUUUUUUUUUAAACUGCUUGAACCUCAAUCCUUCAGAAACAGUGACUGAAUUAUUUAGACUUUACUGGCAAAACAAUGCUAAAAAAAUAAAAGAUUGUUUUUGUAAUGAUCAUUGAUAAUUUGAAAUUUUAAAUGUAAAAAUGUAUGGAUCUGAAAUUUAACAUCUGAAAAAAAAUAUUUUGCAUCUGAAAUUUAAAUUUUAAAAAUGUACAAAUCUGAAUUUUUAAGUCUGAAAAUGUAUGGAUCUGAUUUUUUUUUUUAAUCUGAAAAUGUAUGGAUCUGAAAUUUAACAUCUAAAAAAUGCAGCCCCUGCCAUCUGUUGCACCAUUUAAGGUGGAACGAGAAAGCUAGCUAGCUAACUACUGAGAAAAACUACUAGCGAUCUUUUUUAUGCUUGUACACACAAAAACUCACCAGUCAGGCAGCCUAUUAUUGUGAAUUAGUUUCACAUUGAAGGACAGCCUUUAAAUAAGCUUUUUAAUAUGAUAUGGCACAAUAUCUGUCUCAUUUGCAGCCGCAACUCCAUGAUAGUUAGUUAACUAUUACAAUAAUCCAGCAUGAGCUCCGUUUUACACUAAGCAAAGCAUAACACCUUCAGCACAGCGCUGAGAAGGGGUUAGACAUCCAUGGCCCCGCCCCGGAGUGAAAAUCAUGAAUCUGAUUGGUUAGAUUGUCCUGCGACUUUGCUAAUAGAUUCAUUACUUCCACCUUCUCAAAAUCAGAAAAGGGUCACGC
Astyanax mexicanus (Mexican tetra) is the source of this 4658-nucleotide messenger RNA. It is a transcript of the gene rgs19, whose product is annotated as regulator of G protein signaling 19. Lineage: Eukaryota; Metazoa; Chordata; Actinopteri; Characiformes; Acestrorhamphidae. The transcript has 6 exons. The record is from RefSeq and is a predicted model, not a curated record. The coding region runs from base 261 to 914 and encodes 217 amino acids.